AUGUCGUCCAAGCUCUUUCAGCCGCUGAAGGUCGGCCAGGCCCAGUUGUCUCACCGCGUGGUGAUGGCGCCCCUCACCCGAUUCCGCUUCGACGCAGACCACAUCCCGCUCGACAUCGCCCUUGAGUACUACACCCAGCGCGCCGCCGUCCCCGGGACCCUCAUCAUCGCCGAGGCCGUGCUUAUCUCUCCGGAGCACGGCGGCUUCCCCAACGCGCCGGGCAUCUGGAACGAGCGCCAGAUUGCCGGUUGGAAGAAGAUCACGGAUGCGGUACACGAAAAGGGCAGCAACAUCUAUGCGCAGCUUAUCGCACCCGGUCGCGCUGCCGUCGUCCCCGUCCUGGAGAAAGAGGGCGGCCAUCCUCUCCUAAGUUCCAGCGCCGUCCCGAUUAGCCCCGAGUCUCCCGUCCCCCGUGAGAUGACGGCUGAGGAGAUUGCCGCUGCUAUCAAGGACUUUGCGCAGGCUGGGAAGAACGCAAUCGCGGCUGGCUUUGACGGCAUCGAGGUCCACGGCGCGAACGGCUACCUUGUUGACCAGUUCCUUCAAGAUACUUGCAACCAGCGCACGGAUCAAUGGGGUGGAAGCGUCGAGAAUCGGGCCAAAUUUCCCGUGGAUGUUGCUGCUGCGCUGGUCGAAGCGAUUGGCGGCGAUAAGGUCGGAUUCCGUAUCAGCCCUUACAGCACUUUCCAGGCCAUGGGGAUGCAGGAUUCCGUACCUCAAUUCUCUUAUCUCGCGCAGAAGUUAAAGGAGCUUAAGCUUGCCUAUCUGCACGUCAUUGAGUCCCGCGUCAACAACUGGGAGGAUGUUGAGAAGAUCGAGAGCAUUGAGUUCCUCUUGGAGAUUUGGAAUAAUGUUUCGCCCGUUCUUGUCGCAGGCGGAUUUUCCCCUGAGCUGGCUCAAAAGGCUGUUGACGAGGAAUAUGCUAAGUGGGAUGUUGCUGUGGUCUUCGGCCGUCAUUUCCUGGCAAACCCGGACCUGCCAUUCCGCAUCAAGCACAGCCUGCCACUGAACAAGUACGACCGCGACACAUUUUACACGCCUUCCAUUCCGCAAGGUUACACAGACUAUCCUUUUCACCCUGCUUUCAAGCCGGGCAAGCCAUUGGCAUAG
Molecule: messenger RNA, 1110 nt
Organism: Colletotrichum phormii
Lineage: Eukaryota; Fungi; Ascomycota; Sordariomycetes; Glomerellales; Glomerellaceae
Product: NADH:flavin oxidoreductase/NADH oxidase
Exons: 1
Coding region: 1-1110 (369 amino acids)
Molecular function (GO): FMN binding; NADPH dehydrogenase activity
Source: RefSeq, a predicted model, not a curated record